AUCUAACCGGUUGGAAGGAGACUAGUCUGAUCCGAAUAGACAGAAAGCGGCAUGAAAAGCGAUACAAUACAAACUAUUUACAUUUCUGUAUGCUAUGGUCCUCUUCUUCUCUCCGUUUCCGGUCACCGGUUCUCAUCAUCUUCUUUUGAACAAGAUAGAGAUUAGGAGCCUGAUAACACAAUAAACAAAUCUGAAGACUUGUACAACCGGUUAACAAUUACUGUUCAAAAUAAAUGGCUUGUCAAAUGGAAUCCAUGAAUCUGCAGUGGAGAUUGUCAGUUAUAGAGAAUGAUGGCUCAAAGAGAUCAUUUGCACCCCUUGCAACUUCUAGAAUCUACCGAUGUUGUUGUGAGCCAAGUUUCAGUGGACUAACUUCAAAUGUUGGCAUGAAGUCUUUGCCUUUUUCUCGGACCCGUUUCCAGGGAAGAAGAGCUGGUUGGAAAGUAGCUUUAGCCUUGAACACAGAUGGAUUGUCUGGUAAUGAUGAGCAACAAAGCCUCAAUGAUUCUGGUUCCAGUUUUGGUGGCACUCGAUUGGGUAGGAUACUGAGUGCAGGUGGCAGACAGCUUCUAGAAAAGCUGAAUUCAGCUAGAAAGAACUUCCCUAUGAAAAUAUUCCUGGUACUUUUGGGUUUCUACACGGCAAAUGCACUUGCUACAAUCCUUGGUCAAACCGGGGAUUGGGAUGUUCUGGUUGCUGGUAUUGUAGUGGCAGCAAUAGAGGGAAUUGGUAUGCUCAUAUAUAAAAAUCCCGCUACUAUGAGGACUGGGAGGUUGCAGUCUUUUCUAGUUUUGGUGAACUACUGGAAAGCAGGUAUAUGUUUGGGUCUCUUUGUAGAUGCUUUCAAGCUAGGCAGCUAAGGACCAGAAACCUGUCUCUCUUGGUCUCUUCAAUUAAUCAUUGUAUUCUAUAAAAUCAUGGUAAGCCAUAAGUGCAAAGUUGUUUUUCUCUACCUUAGUUCUGUUGAUGAUUGGUGCACUUGAAAUUGUAAUAUAUGAAUACCAUUGUUUAAUGAGGCAUUAUGCACAGUGUAGUGUUGCAUGUGCUUAUGUGAUGGAGAAGUUGUUGUAUUCUUAGCUCAACCUGAAUUCAUUCGGUUGUACAUUUAUUUCAGAAAUCCCUCCGCACAAUCAAUUAUUGAUAUGUUUGUAACUGCAUCAAAUGCCUUUCAUUCGGAUCAUCUAGCAGAAACUAAAAACCGCGGCUUCUUAAAUUCAGGGCAAAUAUCGCAUUGUGGCACAUUUUAAAUGUUGUUGCAGUUUUCUGACUUGAAACCAAACACUCUGUGUGUCUAUCUAUCUAUAUAUAAGUGUUGGAACAAUUAGGGUUUUUAAGAAAAAUGAGAUAGAAGAUUGAAGAGAGAAAAGAGAGAUAAACCGGAAAUCUAAAUUUGUGAAGUUGUUAUUGCUAAAGCUGAUAAGUGUAUUAUGAAUUACAACGUCAUGCUUAUUUAUAGGCAACCAAUGCCAAAGUCCAAAACACACCGUUCAAAUCCACAAUAUACAAAAUUAUAUUUUGGU
Molecule: messenger RNA, 1520 nt
Organism: Vicia villosa (hairy vetch)
Lineage: Eukaryota; Viridiplantae; Streptophyta; Magnoliopsida; Fabales; Fabaceae
Product: ycf20-like protein
Exons: 3
Coding region: 234-860 (208 amino acids)
Source: RefSeq, a predicted model, not a curated record